Molecule: messenger RNA, 1757 nt
Organism: Monopterus albus (swamp eel)
Lineage: Eukaryota; Metazoa; Chordata; Actinopteri; Synbranchiformes; Synbranchidae
Gene: atxn7l3b
Product: ataxin 7 like 3b
Exons: 9
Coding region: 338-943 (201 amino acids)
Biological process (GO): regulation of transcription by RNA polymerase II; positive regulation of DNA-templated transcription
Cellular component (GO): SAGA complex; DUBm complex
Molecular function (GO): transcription coactivator activity
Source: RefSeq, a predicted model, not a curated record
AGACAGUUAGAAAAUUUGCGUGGCUGUGACUGUGAUGUUCCCUUUAGAUAGUUUUUACAUUGGGACAGAAGCGUCGUUUUUCCUCAUUUAUAGUUUGUAUGGGGAGUCGAGAGGGGUACAGCCGCAGUGCAGCAGCAGCAGUGUUGGGGUUCGUGGACUGCCCUCGCUGUGAUCAAACUAUUUCUUCAACAGUAAAACCGUUCAGGCACCAACCAGUUGUAAAUGUGGGAAGUAACUCCCCUGGCAGUGUUCAACUGUGAAGUUCCCUGUUCUGGCCAAUGCUUGCUGAGCUAAAGCAUGACCACAGCAGUGUCGGCUCAUCUGGUAGUUCUGGCAAAUGAAAAUGGAGGAGGUUUCAAUGUCCAGCCUGGACAACAGCAAGCUGGAGGGCCUAGCUCAGGACAUCCUGUCUGACCUGGUGGAGGAUGCAUGCCUGGGUCUUUGCUUCGAGGUCCACCGGGCCGUCAAACAGGGCUAUUUUUUCCUGGAUGACACGGACCAAGAAAGCAUGAGGGACUUCGAAAUUGUGGACCAGCCGGGACUGGACGUGUUUGGCCAGGUGUACAACCAGUGGAAAAACAAAGAGUGUGUAUGUCCCAACUGCAGCAGGAGCAUUGCAGCCUCACGUUUUGCCCCACACCUGGAGAAAUGCCUGGGCAUGGGACGCAACAGCAGCCGCAUCGCCAACCGCAGAAUAGUCACUGGUAGCAACGCCAACAACAAGUCAGAGAGUGACCAAGAGGAUAACGAUGACGUCAAUGAUAAUGACUGGUCUUAUGGGGCAGAAAAGAAAGCCAAGAAAAGGAAAUCUGACAAGAAUCCAAACUCGCCCAGGAGAUCCAAAUCAUUCAAACAUAAGAGCAGCAUGAUGGGUCCUCGACGUCGUAUGGACAACCAGGAGAGCCCGCGCAUGCUGAUGAAAGAUGAGGCAUUCCCUCAAUAACACACACAUUCUCUUACCAUUAUGUCUGUGCACAUAAACACAAAAUGCACACACAUGAGAAAAACCAGUAACACUUCACCUUUGGUUCUUUUUGUUGUGAAAUAAUGGACAUUGAUGUUUGGUGUUUGCUGCUCUGCAGAAGCAGUCUAGACCUCCCACUGUAUACUUGAAAGGUUUUGUUUUUUUUUCCCCACAAAAUCAUUGUACCAACACUUUUUUUCUUUUUGUUCAGUUUGAUUUUUAUUUUUUUGCUGGAGUCCAAAAUAAUGAAUAUCACCAUGUAUGAUGUCACUGCUCAGAAGUAGAUUGUGGUGUAAUUCAUUCAGUGGCAAAGCAGAGGCAGCUGUGUGAAGAAUGACAGUGUGCACAUACAGUGCGUCGUUUCACACAAAUAAUCAGGCAUUAGGUGUACAUCUAGUGCCUCACCUUUUAAAAUCUCAUUCUUUGAAAAAUAAUGUCAAAGACAAUCAUUACUAAUGGUUUGUCUUUUAUUUUCUCAUUCAUGCUUUUCUGCAGCGUGCGAGAGAGAAGCAACUCUGUCGUUCACCUGUGGAAACUUGUUCUAAAGAUGUUCAGUAACUGCACAAGCAAGUAUUUGCUGCAGAAAGCAGGUUUCUUUUCAUUUCAUUUUUGGUGGGUAGAUCGGCUCGUUUUCUAGCAUUCAAAUAUGUCUUUGUAUCAUGUGUUUACAUUGUAAAGGAUUACAUAUAUCCUUUGGUGUGAUGUGAUAGUGUAAAUAUUCCAGUAGUUGAAUUGCUGCUAUCAUGGCUCAGUUUGUUUAAUCUGUUUAGCAUAAUAAAUGAUUUGUUACCUG